Anopheles arabiensis is the source of this 812-nucleotide messenger RNA. RefSeq lists its product as uncharacterized. Bases 184 to 594 code for a protein of 136 amino acids. The transcript is spliced from 2 exons. The record is from RefSeq and is a predicted model, not a curated record. Lineage: Eukaryota; Metazoa; Arthropoda; Insecta; Diptera; Culicidae.
CUUUCGUUGUUCAAAUAUUGUGAAGCUAGUAACAUCUUCGUGGCGAGCGUUGUGCAAGUGUCUAAGUGCAAGUCUAAGCUAGUGGAACUUUUCCUAUCGAGCGCUACAAUUCUUGUUUGUCGUCCAGUGACAUUAUCCGUGAGCGGUUUCAAGUAUUUCAGUGUGCAGAACAGCGGCUAAGCCAUGGCUACCACCGCAGAGAAAAAGCUGAGUGCGUCGGAAUUGGUCGACCUGGCCCCCUUGGCGACUGAGCCAGGGAAUGAUCUGAUAUCGACCGUACAGGAACGGGAUGAGCAGAAGGCCGCUCAAGAUCAGAGUGUCGAGAAGCCGGAUGAGGAUCAGUCGAAAAUCGAGAAGGCUCUAGAAGAUGCAAUGAGCGACAUUGUGGAGCGAGGUGAAAGUGAAGACAUCAGUGGAAAGUCGAUAGAAGCUUUGGAGGAAAUCCCGCAAGAGGCAAACAGCGUGGACGAGGAUCACGUCGAGCAAGAGACCACUCACGACGAAGCUCACGAUGAAGCUCACGAUGAAGCCAUCGUGGAGGCCUCGGAAGAUGCAGCCGAAGGCGUUGAUCGCUGUGCACGUGUGGAGGUUUAAGCUGUUGAGCAGAGGAGCUGGCGAUGAGCUGAGUUGGUGUGCCGAUUCCUGCCAGCAGCGUGAAGAGUGAAGGGAGCGAAUGAACCGGAUAAAGUCCUGUGUGUGUUCCAAUAAUAGUGGAUGUAGUCUUGCAAUUUUCGAUACAUGGAUAAAAAAAUGUGAUGUACUUUCGGUCAAAGAAAAUUAUUGAAUAAAAUUGAAGCAAAUAUUUAGAAAAA